UCCGCUCUCUGACUCCGCGGCGCCUCAUUCACUAGAAGAUGGCGGACUGUGCUCCACUAUUAGAUGAGGAACUCUCGUCCUUUGUCUUCAGUUACCUGACAGAGAACUCCGGCGCUCAGUAUGGGGAGGAGGAGGUGUGUUCGGACCGUUUGGACGCCGACUUCCCAGACAUCGACCUCUUCCAGUUGGACACCAGUGAUUUCGACAGCGUCAGCUGCCUCAGUGAACUACAGUGGUGCAACGAUCAGCCAGCGGGCGCGUCACCAGCUUCUAUCCAUUACAGUACAACUGAUGAACUUUUUGAGAUAGAAGAGGAGAAUGCGGCUCUGCUCGCCGCUCUGACUGACAGCCUAGAUGGCAUGGUGGAUGGCGAGGUGGGCGGACUUUCCGUCUUUCCUGCUCUGGGGGAGGAGCCUGACCAGGAAGGGGAAGAAGAUGACAGCCUUCCUCUGAGUGCGGAGGACUUCAGGGCUUCCCUGGGCCCAGAGGCAGAGGAUCCAUCUCUACUGAAGAAGCUUCUGCUGACUCCCCUCAAUGUGCCCAUGGGCGUUGACACACUCAAAGAUGGAGUCCAUCAUUGUCAUAGCAACAGGAGCCUUCACUCAAGGCCUGUCAGACCUCAGGUCAAGAUUGAUGUCCCUCAGGAGACAAAGCCACGUGUGGUGCGUCCAGCUGGACGCCUGUGCACCGAGCUCCACCGCCACCUCACCACCACACGGAACGCUGAGGAGACUACGGCCCCUGACACUGAUGAAGACGAGGAGGAGGAGGAGGAUGAGGACAGUGAGUCGGAGGACGAUGAGGACGAGGAGGAGGGGGAGUCUUCCAGUAGUGAAAUGGAAGGUGGUGUGGUCAUGUCCACAGCCCUCCCUGAGCCAGCCAAGCCUCAGUUCAGCUCAGAAAAAGAACUGCAGUCAGUGGUGGAGCUGAUCAGGUACAUGCACACCUACUGCCUCCCCACACGGAAGCAGCAAGGCUGGGAGCGCCGAGACCGGGACAUUCUGGGUUUGGCUCGCAGCAGGACCCGACACGAGUCCUCUCGCCCGGCCACAACAAACUCUCAUGGCAGAGUCGUGUUGGUUGCUACAUCCAGCACUAGUGGAACCUUCAGUGGGAUGAGCAACAGUGGCCCAAGGAGGCUUCCCUUCACCAGGAGGAGGGAGGUGAAAGCCAACUCCCUACUACGCGAGCUCCUGCAGCAGAGCAGCUCAUUUGACGUAAGCAAGCCUUACAGACUGCAUAGCCCACCAUACUCCCACUGUCCGAACUCUGCCCCAAGAGCCUCAACCCAACCUCCCAACUUCCCCAACCCUAAUCUGGAGAUUUGUAAAGACUCCUCUUCCCCUGAUCGAAAAAACUCCUCCUCUGUGGCACCACAAAACCUUGAGUUAACCACAAAGAACAGUGGCUCUUUUUCAGUUCGGCGGUCCUUACGUUUGGCGUCCUUCCCCAGUCGCUUUGCCAAGCGUCUGUGGUCGGAACAUGUGAGUGAUAGAGAAAGGAGGCACAAAGAGGAAGAGCAUGAGGGACGAGUGAGGGUCAGACUCCUCCCAAUCCAAGCAGGAGGACGAAUCACAACGGAGAAUCAACAAGAGCAGUUAACUUUAGUCGACAGCCACAGGGUGAUGGAGCCGACCAAACCGUGCUGCCACACAGAAAAAAGAGUUUGUCUCUGCCUGCCUCUGAACCCCAAGUCCACUGGAGAGUCCCAGUACGGCACCAAGCCCUUUGAGCAGACACUCAGUGUGGAUCUAUGCGGAACUGCAGGUCUCACGCCACCCACCACCCCGCCUCACAAGCCUGUGGAAGAUGAGCUCUUCAAGCCGGGAGGGGAGUGUGGAGGAGGGACAAGCGGAGGCAGCGGCAGUGAUGGCGAAGGAGGCGGCGACAAGUCCAUCAAUGCCAACGUUACCACAAAGGGUUCGUCCUGGCUCAGCCGCUCUCACCAGCGGAAGCUUCCAGAGCAGACUGAGCUCUAUGCCCAACUACAGCGUAUGGGUCAAGUCAGUGAUGGAGAAACCUGCCACAGUUUUGGCGACCACGACUACUGUGCACUGAGCCUUGGAGAGAGCCGCAAGCGCAGCACUGCCAUACUGGGUGCCAUCUUACAGGCACAAAGAGAAAGUGAAGCAGGAAGCACCCUUGUGCCUAAAGCUUCCAGUGAGGAGGGAUCAGCGGAGAAGGGCGGUGACAGGGUGGAGCCAUCAGACAUCAUCCCAGAAAAGCCACAGGAGCUCCAAACGGUGACGCCAGUCAUCUCGUCAUCGCCACCGUCAGACUGCCAGCUGGCUGAUGCAUCACCGCCAGCUUCAGAGGAAGAGGCGGAGCACUCGUCAGCCUCUCGCUCGCCAUCGCCAAUCCUGCACUUAUGUCCAGACUCUCCAGCCAGCAAGACCGAUUCCAGUGAGAACUCUGAGAUCUGUCCUGAAGAGGAGCAGAGUAACAAAGUCACGCCAGAUGAGGACGACUGCCAGGUGUUCUGCAUCCACAACCUGCCAAGCAGUGUGACCCAGAACAUGCUGAGGAAACGCUUCCAGGUUUUUGGCAAGCCAGAGGACUGCAAAGUCAUCAUCUGCAACAAGGAGCGCUGUGGAGUGAUCAAGAUCCGGCAGUCUGGCAGCCAAAGACACCAUAGAGAUCAGGAGACAGUUUCCCAGAAUGGAAUUGUGGGCUUGAGGAGGCUGAUGAGAAAACGCUACAUAGAUAUGGGUAAGGGAUGCAUACAGGAACAACAGGAGCUGAAAUAUUAA
This is a messenger RNA of Thalassophryne amazonica, 2750 nucleotides long. Its product is annotated as peroxisome proliferator-activated receptor gamma coactivator 1-beta-like. The record is from RefSeq and is a predicted model, not a curated record. Bases 39 to 2750 code for a protein of 903 amino acids. Lineage: Eukaryota; Metazoa; Chordata; Actinopteri; Batrachoidiformes; Batrachoididae. Gene Ontology annotation, molecular function: nucleic acid binding; transcription factor binding. The transcript has 11 exons. Gene Ontology annotation, biological process: positive regulation of transcription by RNA polymerase II. Gene Ontology annotation, cellular component: nucleus.